CAUCUUUUAAUUCUUCUAUCUUGACGGGGUUUUCAAUCUGUAAUCAAACUCUACCACGCAGGUCGGCCGCGAUGGCGCACCAAGUGCUUACCCGCAGCUCACUGGCAUCUAGCAUUUGGCCGCGCGCUGGUGCGUGUAGAAGUCGUCGAAUCGCUCAGCCUCUGUUUUGCGUGGCUGCGCCGGGUGAGGUGAUGCUUGAGGUGAAGAAUCUUGAAGCAAAAAUUGCAGCGACGGGUCAGCCAAUUCUCAAGGGCGUCAAUUUGACAAUUCGCAAUGGAGAGGUGCACGCAAUUAUGGGAAAGAAUGGCUCGGGCAAGAGUACGCUCAGCAAGGUGCUGGUGGGCCAUCCCGACUAUGAGGUGACGGGUGGCACAGCCACGUUUAAAGGCAAAGAUCUUUUUGAGCUGGAGCCCGAGGAGCGAUCACACGCUGGAUUAUUUCUUAGCUUCCAAACCCCCAUCGAGGUGCCUGGUGUCAGUAAUGUGGACUUCCUUCGGAUGGCCUGCAACGCUCGCCGUAAAGCUCUGGGGCAAUCCGAGCUCGAUCCCUUGGAGUUCUAUGCCUACAUCAUGCCAAAGCUGGAGAUGCUCAACAUGGACCCCACCUUUCUGAACCGCAACGUUAACGAGGGCUUUUCAGGCGGCGAGAAGAAGCGCAACGAGAUCCUGCAGCUGGCCGUGCUGGAGGCCGACAUGGCCAUCUUGGACGAAAUUGACAGCGGGCUGGACAUUGACGCGCUGCGAGAUGUGGCUAAGGCGGUGAACCAGCUCAAGAACGAAGACACCGGGGUGCUCAUGGUUACACACUACAAGAGGCUAUUAGACUACAUCAAGCCGGACUUCGUACACAUCAUGCAGGCGGGUGAGAUUGUCAAGACCGGUGACAUGGGUUUGGUGGACCAGUUAGAGGCGGGAGGAUACGCCACCCUCUCACACACCGACUCGGAGUGAGGGACCAGGGGAGGGGGGUUGGCGUUUCAGCGGGGUUGCGGCUGCCACGGGUGCUGCCAUGAUAGUGUACCUCUUUGUCCCUGCGAGUCCGGUGAGCAAAGUGAUGGUGGGUAUUAUAAAAUGUAAUUAUGGACAUGGCAGGUAGGGAAGGUGGGGGACAGAGGCCGUAUGUGUCGGACGGGAUGGGACGGAUUAAUCGGCGCGAUGGUGCGUUGUUUGGUUUGACUUGGUUCUGGGUUUGGCCAAGGAUUAAUCCGUUAUGUGUGGCGAAAGGCUCACAAACCCAAGAGGCGCCCAAGGGUUGCGCGUGCAUUCCCUGCUUUGUCAGCAACAAUAGACACAACAUAGCUGAGCUAUGGACAAGUAAUCUGCUAGACUUGUAAUUGGAUAAACUUG
Messenger RNA from Volvox carteri f. nagariensis, 1346 nucleotides. RefSeq names its product iron-sulfur cluster assembly protein (gene sufC). The coding region runs from base 72 to 950 and encodes 292 amino acids. Gene Ontology annotation, molecular function: ATP binding; ATP hydrolysis activity. NCBI's taxonomy places the organism in Eukaryota, Viridiplantae, Chlorophyta, Chlorophyceae, Chlamydomonadales, Volvocaceae. The record is from RefSeq and is a predicted model, not a curated record. The transcript is spliced from 5 exons.